Molecule: messenger RNA, 960 nt
Organism: Triticum turgidum subsp. durum (durum wheat)
Lineage: Eukaryota; Viridiplantae; Streptophyta; Magnoliopsida; Poales; Poaceae
Source: the annotation of a GenBank genome assembly
AUGGAGGCCAAGACGGGGAAUUCCGGCAUGCUGUACCACGAGCUGCAGGUGCGGCAGCUCUGCGGGCUCCAUGCCCUCAACGCGGCGCUGCAGGGGCCGUUCUUCAGCGAGGGGGACCUCCUGGAGAUCGCGGCGGACCUCGACGCCCGCGAGCGGGAGGUGAUGUACCGCGCCGGCGGCGUGGGGGCGGGGGAUUUCCUCGCCGAGGGCCAGGGAUCCCACAACGUCUCCGACAACGGGGACUUCGGCGUUGAGGUUUUGAAGAGGGCACUAGAGGUAUGGGACCUCCAAUUUAUCCCCAUGUAUUCCCAAGCUGCAGCGGGAUCCCAAUCCAAGCCUGAACUGGAAACUGCCUUCAUCUGCCACUUCCAGAAUCACUGGUUCUGCAUUAGGAACGUGGAUGGGGAGUGGUACAACUUCGAUAGUCUGUAUCCGGCCCCUGAGUACCUCUCUCAGUUUUUCCUCUCAGAUUACCUUGACAACAUGAGGGGUCCUGGCUCAAACAUCUAUGUGGUAAGGGGCACUUUCCCCAGGGACUGCCCUUCUGAUAACAACGAUUUUGGCCAGUGGCUGCGUCCUGAGGAAGCCAAGAUCAUUACACAUUCACGCUUCAAGGCUCAGCAGAAACAACAGAGCAACACUGCUAUAGUGAUGGCCUCGAGGAGGUAUCUCACAGUGGGGGUAGCCGCUGGCUUGAGGGGCCUUGAAGUUCCAGGCACCAAGACUGAAGUACCUCGUCAGCAACCUUACGAAGAAAAGGACAUGACUAUGAUGCAAGAGGAGGGUGAUGACGACCUGAAGGCGGCAAUAGCUAUUAGCUUGAUGCCAUUUGAAGCUCCAGCGACCAGUUCUCAACCAGCCGAAGAAGAGAGAAAUUUGAAAGAUGCGCUCAGCAAGGACACCACCAUGGAGGAACCUGGCUCCAGCAACUCUGAAGGGCCAGUUGAAGAAGGUUGUUAG